Messenger RNA from Brassica oleracea var. oleracea, 2188 nucleotides. RefSeq names its product zinc finger CCCH domain-containing protein 18-like. Gene Ontology annotation, molecular function: metal ion binding; RNA binding. The record is from RefSeq and is a predicted model, not a curated record. The transcript has 7 exons. NCBI's taxonomy places the organism in Eukaryota, Viridiplantae, Streptophyta, Magnoliopsida, Brassicales, Brassicaceae. Bases 301 to 1914 code for a protein of 537 amino acids.
UUUGUUGUCUUCUACGUUCUCUAUUUCCUUUUCUGUUUACCUUUGUUUUUAAAAGUGUUCUUUCGUUGGUGGUUCUCACGGUCUUGAGCCUUUCAGUUUCCUUCAACAGAGACCAAAUCAUAUUUCAUUUUUUUUUUUUAAAUCCAGGUUUGUCCCAGCGCCGGCACUGGCCACAAUUGUCAUCAGCAUUGAAACUUGUCCAUGAGAAACGAUGAAAGUAUAUGAGUCUAUGAACAUGGAGGAAAUUCACGAACAGAUCCAUUAAAAGAGGACUUUUGAGAUAAGACGUUAUUAUUAGAGAUGAAUUUCACAGAAUCAAUGAACGUUGUGCACAACAGAAUCCAACAACUCGAACCUGAAAACGCUUCGAAAAUCAUUGGUUAUCUCUUGUUGAUGCAAGAACAUGGCGACCGGGACAUGAUCCGUCUCGCCUUCUGCCCUGAUUCUGUGAUGCGUUCCAUGAUCAACUUCGUUAAAUGCGAACUAGCUAAAGAUCCUCGUUACCACAGCCCUCCUUCUGAUCACCUCCCUAUUCGUAAUAGUUUCGGAACCUUCACCGGUUCAUCAAUCCAGCCUCCCUCGGCAUCGGUUUCUCCUCCUUCGAGAACCGGUGUUUGGGAGAAUUCAACUGAGGUUGAUUCACUCCAGUUCUUGAACUUUGACGAUUCAAUGACGAGCCCUGAGUUCUCUAGUGGCUUCUUCUCUCGGGAUCACCAAUGUCUGCCUUUGAGAACGAGCAGGAGAUCACCGAGUUUACCCGAGUUCCCGGUGAAAAUAUGUCACUACUUCAGCAAAGGGCACUGCAAGCACGGCAACAAUUGCCGCUACUUCCACGGGCAGAUCAUACCGGAGAGAGAGAGUUUCUCUCAGAUGUUUAAUCCAAACAACGUAAGUGAUGAAGAGCACGUUGUUUCUCCUGGAUCACUAGAGAAGCUUGAAGGAGAGAUCAUCGAACUGCUGAAAUCAAGAAGAGGCGCUCCAAUUUCCAUAGCUUCGUUGCCAAUGAUGUACUUCGAAAAAUACGGUAGGACCCUUCAAGCUGAAGGAUAUCUCACAGAGUCACAAAGACAUGGCAAAGCUGGCUAUAGCCUCACCAAGCUUCUUGCUCGCUUGAAGAACACCAUCCGUCUCAUCGACAGGCCUCAUGGGCAGCACUCGGUUAUAUUAGCAGAAGAUGUACCAAAGUUUGUGGAAUACAUGGAAGAGAGAAACGAACACGGAGCGAUCCUUGCUGGUUCCAAACAGAUUUACCUGACAUUCCCAGCAGAGAGUAGUUUCACCGAGCAUGAUGUCUCAAACUACUUCUCCAAGUUUGGACUCGUGGAAGAUGUGAGGAUUCCUUGUCAACAGAAGAGAAUGUUUGGAUUCGUAACAUUUGUUUACACCGAAACCGUCAAACACAUUCUUGCUAAAGGCAAUCCUCAUUUCAUCUGUGGGGCUCGUGUUCUCGUCAAGCCUUACCGGGAAAAAUCACGCUCUAGUCGAUAUCUUGACAAUAACAAGCCUCUUCACGGGAUGCGGUAUGGCUCCCAAUACAUCGACAGAGACAUGGAGAUGAACACAUUGCCAGCGCGUGUAAGUGAGAGCUCAAGACUAAUGAGAAAGCAGUUUCUUGAGGAACAUGAGCAAUCGGUUUCAAAGUCCUUGCCUACUAAUUACUCCUAUCUCGGCUUCUCCGAUGACUUUAAACUAACUGCAGAUGGUAUUUAUAUAGCGGAGCUAGAGGAACAAGCAGGACGGUUGAGCUAUCUGCUGGAGUAUUUGAACACCGAAGACAACGUCCUGAACAUAUCCACUAACUACAAAGACACUGAUCGGAGAAUCCAUUGUGAACCUAUGGACAACCAAGUCUUGAAUCUACCAGAGAGUCCGUUUUCUUCCCUUUCUGGGAAGGAGAUUUCGACAGUUACGUAGAGAUGAAGAGAUUAAUACCUAACCAAAAGAGAGAAGAGAAGAUAGGAGCAUAAAGGUUAGAGGAAAUUUCACAAAGAUCAAAUAAUCAUCAGUCAGCAAAAAAAGAGUUUUUUUUUUUUAAUAACGUUCUUGCAUGGCAACUUUAGAAUCUUCAGCAAUAACAACCAAAGAGAAAAAGAGGUUGCUUCAACUACAACAUGAGCCAAGCAGCUUGAGACAAUUAAAGUAAAAGUGGUUAUAAUAAUAAUUCAAAACUUCAUAAAAUGUUUAAUUU